This is a messenger RNA of Nycticebus coucang (slow loris), 2016 nucleotides long. Its product is annotated as probable UDP-sugar transporter protein SLC35A4. Gene Ontology annotation, molecular function: pyrimidine nucleotide-sugar transmembrane transporter activity. Gene Ontology annotation, biological process: pyrimidine nucleotide-sugar transmembrane transport. NCBI's taxonomy places the organism in Eukaryota, Metazoa, Chordata, Mammalia, Primates, Lorisidae. The coding region runs from base 130 to 1104 and encodes 324 amino acids. The transcript has a single exon. The record is from RefSeq and is a predicted model, not a curated record. Gene Ontology annotation, cellular component: Golgi membrane.
UCCCUCUCGCAAUGUACCACAGCCCCUCCCUCCUGGGAGCUGGCUCCAUAACUUGAUUUCCCUAAAGGUGUCACAAUCCCUACUGCUCUUUGCUAAAACUACACAGGCCUUCUAGGGUCUGAUGUGGGCAUGAGUGUAGAGAACGGGGGUAUACCAGACCUGGGCCGUCCCAGGCAGGCCCGCUGGACCCUGAUGCUACUCCUGUCCACUGCCAUGUAUGGUGCCCAUGCUCCAUUGCUGGCACUAUGCCAUGUGGACGGCCAAGUGCCCUUCCGCCCCUCUUCAGCUGUGCUGCUGACUGAGCUGACCAAGCUACUGUUGUGCGCCUUCUCCCUCCUGGUGGGUUGGCAAGCGUGGCCCCAGGGGUCCCCACCCUGGCGCCAGGCUGCUCCCUUCGCACUGUCGGCCCUGCUCUAUGGCGCUAACAACAACUUGGUGAUCUAUCUUCAGCGUUACAUGGACCCUAGCACUUACCAGGUACUGAGCAAUCUCAAGAUUGGAAGCACCGCUCUGUUCUACUGCCUUUGCCUCAGACACCGCCUCUCCACACGCCAAGGGUUAGCACUGCUGCUGCUGAUGGCUGCAGGGGCCUGCUAUGCAGCAGGUGGCCUUCAAGACCCCCGGAACACCUUUCCUGGGCCCCUUCCAGCUGCUGCCGCCAGCCCCAUGUCCCUGCAUAUCACUCCACUGGGACUUCUGCUCCUCAUCUUGUACUGCCUCAUCUCAGGUUUGUCAUCUGUGUACACAGAGUUGCUCAUGAAGCGGCAGCGGCUGCCCCUGGCACUUCAGAACCUCUUCCUCUACACUUUUGGUGUGCUUCUGAACCUAGGUCUGCAUGCUGGUGGUGGCCCUGGCCCAGGCCUCCUGGAGGGUUUCUCAGGAUGGGCGGCACUGGUAGUGCUGAGCCAAGCGCUAAACGGACUGCUCAUGUCUGCUGUCAUGAAGCACGGCAGCAGCAUCACACGCCUGUUUGUCGUGUCCUGCUCACUUGUGGUUAAUGCUGUGCUCUCAGCAGCCCUGCUGCGGCUGCAGCUCACAGGCACUUUUUUCCUGGCCACGCUGCUCAUCGGCCUGGCUGUGCACCUCUACUAUGGCAGCCGUUAGCCCCAACCCUAUAGAUUGAGUGCCACCAUCAGAGCUCCCUCCUAGGCCUCCCUUCCCAUCUCCUCAGCAGCCCUGUAACAAGUGCCUUGUGAGGAAAGCUGGGGAAGUGAGAGCAGCCAGUUAGUCUCUGGAGCUGGGUGGAUGAAGGGAGUAUACCUAGCAGAUCUGAAGAGUGGAUUUGGUUAUGGAAACUUUUAAGCACCCCACCAAGUUCUUCUGGUUUAAGGAAUUAAGGUAGCAUCAAUAUCUAGGCCAGACAUGACCCCAUCCCUGAGCAGGCAGGCUCCCUCCCUCAUCCGGCAUGAACACAGUUGCUUUCCUUACCUACUUAGCUACCCCAGCAGACCCACUGCCCCCAGGCCUGGUGCUGGGUAAUUCAGCCCAGCUGUGGUGCAUGAUUCCCUCAUAAGGAAUGUUCGACCCCGCUGCACCCACCAUUCUCAGGCAGGAAGGCCCCCAAAAUAGCCACAGAUUAUACAACCAUCACCUAGACCGUUCUGUCAAUCUCCUCAGUUCCAGCAAUACUUGGAGAUAUCCCCUCUUCUCCCUCCACAGUGCUGCUCCCCAUACCCAGCCUUUGUUCUGGAAACCCCAGAGAUAGCUGGGGUUUGACAUAUCUCAGGGAAUGUUGGCCCUGAGCCCUAUAUUCCUGACCUCUCUGCUCAUCCCAAAUGCUCUCUUGAAGCCCGCUGCCCACUCUAAGGCUCCUAGGAGGGGGUGCCAUCCUCCCCACUUGGGUCCUGCAUCUGACAAGCAGUCUCCCAGCUCCCAAUAGCCUGAGGAAGCUCUACACAGAGUGACCUAGGACCAGGUACAGGAAACUUCUGUAGCUCAAUCAGUGUCUCUAACUGCAUAAGCAAUAAGGUCUUAAUAAAGUGUUCUAGAGUGUAGGGUGGUUCCUACAACCACAGC